GCCUGUGUUGCUGAGCAGACAGUAAUGGCUCUUUUGCAGACGAACACUUGGCAUCGCAUUUCCACAAUCCUCUUCAUCCUUGUAUUUUUGCUGUAUGGCAGAGCCUAUUGUAUCAGAGGUCCGAGUCGUAUCGUGGAAUCUAGCAAGAUUCCAUCCAGCCAUCAGUCCUUGAAGACCGCAGUUUUCGCUCUCGGAAGUUUCUGGAGAUUCGAAGCCGUCUUUGGUUGCUUGGAUGGAAUUGUCCGGACCACCGUUGGCUACGCUGGUGGUUCUAAAUUGAAUCCCGAGUAUCGUAGCUUGGGUGAUCAUGCUGAGUCUGUACGGGUCGAAUAUGAUCCCAAGCUUACUAGUUUUAGGCAACUCUUAGAGGUUUUUUGGUCCAGUCAUGAUUCUAGGCAUGUGUUUGGGCAAGGUCCUGAUGUGGGCAAGCAGUAUAGAUCUAUUAUUUUUACUAAUGGCACUGAAGAAUCAAGACUGGCUGCUGUCAGCAAAGAAAAAGAACAGCUGAAGUCGAGAGGAAGUGCUGUGACUACGCAAAUUCAGCAACUUGGAGCAUUUUAUCCCGCAGAGGCUGAACAUCAGAAAUUUGAGCUGAAGAGGAAACCCUUUUUGCUGCAAUUAAUGGGCAACUUGCCGGAAGAGGAGCUUGAGAUGUCCACUUUGGCAGCAAGGAUGAAUGGGUACGCGGCAGACCUCUGUCCUCCAAAGACCCAGAAGCAAAUUGAUGUCAAGAUCAAUGACGUUAUCAGAAAAGGUUGGCCCAUUCUAAGAGAGAAAUAAAUUCAUCUUUGUUCGAAAUUCUAGCCUGAAUAUCAAACCAUUGCUGUUGCAUUAGUUGGUCUCCUUGUUCCUACUGCCGGAUCAUUACUAGAUUGCAAAAGCCCAAAUUGGUUGGGUCAUUGAUUG
Messenger RNA from Cucurbita maxima (winter squash), 906 nucleotides. RefSeq names its product peptide methionine sulfoxide reductase A5-like. NCBI's taxonomy places the organism in Eukaryota, Viridiplantae, Streptophyta, Magnoliopsida, Cucurbitales, Cucurbitaceae. The transcript is spliced from 4 exons. Gene Ontology annotation, molecular function: peptide-methionine (S)-S-oxide reductase activity. Bases 25 to 780 code for a protein of 251 amino acids. The record is from RefSeq and is a predicted model, not a curated record.